Molecule: messenger RNA, 3812 nt
Organism: Odontomachus brunneus
Lineage: Eukaryota; Metazoa; Arthropoda; Insecta; Hymenoptera; Formicidae
Exons: 2
Coding region: 374-1417 (347 amino acids)
Source: RefSeq, a predicted model, not a curated record
GCAAUCCGCGGAGUCGGUGAACUCGCGAGUACUGUGCGACGUGACGCGGUGCGCAGCGACAGGACAUCCACUUUACGCGUUUCCUGCUUUUCCUUUUCUUCUUUUCUCUUCUUCACUUCUCGAAGAGACGACGAGAUCGAGCGCGAGAGUAGUUACGAGGUGAGAACGCCGCACGUGGGGGUCGCCAUCGAGGAGCGAGCGCUCGGAUGUAUUUUGGAAAGAGAGAGAGAGAGAAACGGAGAGAAGCUUAUCAGUGAAGAAAGAAGGAGGGAAGAGCGGAGACCCAAGAGCGCGACUGGCCCUCCUUUGCAUCGCACCGUCCGUUUGUAGUCUUCCCCGUGGUGGUGGCUCGGAGUAACCUGAUCCUACGACGAUGCUGUUGAUCCUGCUCGUGCCUAUAAUCGGAUCCGCGGUGGCGUUUCCCCUACCAGACACGCUCGACAGCCGUCGAUCCGCCAUCCCCCAAGACCAAAAGACGCUUUUAGUAUCCACGGAGACACAUAGCACCGAGGCGCCGACGGAGCGCGAGAAUCCGAGUGAACCGCGAGAAAUGAUGGAGGAGAAGACCGAUAAGACGUUGUCUAAGACCCUAAAACGCGCGACUGAUCGUGCCGAAGCUUCUCCCGACUCAGAGACACGUGACGGCGAAGACGUCAGGAGGAAGCCGACGCAAGAACGGAGGCACAAGGCCAUGUUCGUGGAUUACCCUCUGAUACCGCGGAUCUACCCGAGAAUGCCGGCGUACGAGAUCAACGGCUACAACGACAACUCGGCGAUCACGGGAACGGAACAGUCGCCAGGUGGGUCCAAGAGGUACCACGAGAGCAACAUCUUCUACAUCCGACUGCCGCCUACACCUUACAUGUUCGUGCCCGGCCUCGGAUAUAUCUCGCAACCGCCCACGUACUCGACCGCCGCCGUCGCUGCCGCCGCUGCCGUUGGCCUGAAGCCCCAGGUGGUGCCAGUCGUGCCUCAGCUACCCCAACUACUUCAAGUCCCAGCACCCCACGCGAGACCAGCGGUGCGGCCAACUCAGCCGGUCGCUCCUCAGACUCAGACUGUUAAUCCCUUCAUCAAGUUGCCUAUAGACUUCGUGAGCAACGGCAAGCCCACCUCCGUCUACCAAUGGCAGAAGAAACCCAGCAAGAAGCCGGCCGACAGCCCAAUCACGAACCUGGACAACCUGUCAGCCAACUUCGUGAGCAACGGUAAGCCGACCUCCAUUUAUCAGUGGCAGGCGAAUCUCAAGCCGGCCAAGCGGCCGGACGGUUCGCUCAACAGCCUCGACAUGGGACCCUACAACUUCAACGGCAAGCCAACCAGUCUAUACCUGCUUGGACCGGACGGGUCUUCUGCGAUGCACCAGCCCAUACGACGGUCCGAUUAUCAGGACGAUUAUCGGAGCGAGUAUUACUGAGUUAUUCGCGCGCGAGUUCGCACCUAGCUGUACGCAUAUCCGCAGGUGAGAGCAGGUGGCCGAAGACGGAGGGCGGUGGGGGACGCAUGGCGAGAUAUGACGCGGGGUGAGGACGAAUAAUUCCGUGAGCUGUGAGAAUUCGGAGCGUGCUCCCAAAAGUUCUCCAAGUGUAAUCUCAUUCGAAAAUUUGCUGUAAGCGAUCUUGUUGUAGGGAAUUUUGUCAUUCCGAAACGUAAGAGUGAAUGUUUCAUACAGAGUGGAUUCUUAACCUAAGUUUCUUGAGUGAAUGUUUCGAUCAAUUAUAAUGAGUUGUCUCAGUGUGACGUGAAGUAUCAGAUUGAUUUUUUUCUUUAGCCUCGAAUGAAAAUAUUUACUUGGCGAUUCAGAAUGGAGAAUUCACUCUGUGAGUGAAAAGUGAUUCAAAUUCGAGUGACUCGGUUGAUAUUCUGUUUUACAUGUGAUGUUUUAUACGAAAAAAUUUAGAGAAUAUGCUCUGAAUUCAUAAAAUAUUCUCUGAAUUAUUUAGAACGAAAUCCCUUAUGAGUGAAAAUUUGUUUGAAACGAUAACGAAGACAUUGCUACUUGGAAUCGUAACAGUAAAUGUUUAACUUAAACUUAAAGUAUAUUCUUAGUCCAUAUGAGUAAAUUUCGAUUAGAGUGAUUCGUUUCAUUGAGGGACCGAGUAUACACACAGAAAAAUAUAUAUUGCAUUCAAAUAAAUAGUAUGUUUCAAAUAUUUCAUAAGUUUAUAUAUAUAUAUAUAUAUAUAUAUAUAUAUGCAAAUCUAUCAUAAAUUCAUUAAAUUCAAAGUAUCUUCUAAAUCUUGGCAAAUUUAGCACUUCAAUUGAAUUAAAAUCAAAAUUUGGUUUGCCUAUUGUAUAAAGUUAAACCAACUGUUUCUUUGAUAAAGUUUUACAACAUUCUUGUAAAAGGAAAAUAAAUUUUUUUUUUAAAUACGUGAUAAUAUAAGUUUCUCUAAAAUUUGUGAUGAGUACAUUUGAGUACGUUUUAAGAUUAUCGUUAGAAAUUAUCAUUUUUUAUUGAAAAUAACCAUUAAAAAGAACAAAAGUAAACUGAAUAAUCGAUUUCCUUAGCAGUAGUAUAAUAUUUUUUCUAUGUGUAUGUCAGAUUCAUUAUUUAAUUUUGAAGGAAAAUAUACAUCCAAUGAUUUAGAGUGCAGAAUUCAUUCUAUUCGAACGACAGAUCACUCCGAUUUGAAUCACUCGACUAUCACACUAUUUUUCGAGUGGAAAAAGUUUAAGGGAGGAAACACUUUUCGAUAAAAAAUAAGUUUCGUGAAUUUUUUUUACAAAAACUCAUUUGAAGUUUCAUGCAUAUAAUAUAAAAUAGAUUUAAAUUGUAUAUUAUAUAUAUAGUCGACUGACCACCAGCACGAGUUCUGAUUGGCUUUUGUUUUCUGCUUUUUGCUUUUCUGUUAAGUUAUGAAUGCGUCCAAAGAAAAUGCUCUUGAGGCUAAGCAAAUAAUUUGCUCUGUUUUGGGAAAAGUGCUGUGAUUUAUAUAAAAAAUGGUAAUAUCAAAAGCUUCAGAAUGGUAAUUUCGAUCUUUCCGAUUAAGAACAUCCUAGAGUACCAGAACAAAUUGAAGACAAGAAAUUGAAUCAGUUGUUAUAAGAAAAUCCUUGUCAAACAUAACAGGAGCUUGCCGAACAAUUUGGUAUCACCAAACAAACGACUUCCAAUGGUCGAUUUAGAAAGAAAGGCCACGAAUUAAUUUAAGGCCACACACUUAAUAGCUUGUUUAAAAUGUGGGAUUGUAAAAAUAUCGUUUAAAAAAAAACGCAUUUAAAAGUUUUGCGUGCAUGAUAAAGAUAAGUUUCGAGUACUUACGCGAGUUUUAUUCUAAUCAGCAAUUUUAGGCCCAUAUAGUAUUCCUUCAUGGAGCUCAUAUAGUAUUCCUUCAUGGAGCUCAUAGAACUCAUUUUGAUUCCCUUUCAUUCCAAGCAGCAGCUCGGGCCUCUUGGAAACCGUCGCUAGAUAACAAUCGACAAGCUCGAGAUAUAUCUACUCGAACUGCCUACAGAACUCGCUCCGUCACAUCAUGCGCGUUGAUUAAUCAAUCUUCUUUCGUUAAUAUCUCGAAAAUUCACAUAGUAGUUUAUAAAAUAGUAAUGGCUUCUUUAAUUAGUUCAGCAAGUUCUAUAUGUAUAUGACCAGUCGAACACUUAAAUUUAAAUACUCUGUAGAAUCACACAUACAAAAAAAUUCAGAAUCCUAAUAGAAAUAGAAUUUCAUUUUCAGAGAACACCUUUCCUUAAGAGGACUGGAGAGUCAGAUUGCCUGAAAAUCGUGCUUGUUUUUUCACAAUUUUUCAUGACAAACUGAAUGAAUAUGCGAAAGUGUUAUUUUGACGUGUAUUUAUACAACAUAUAAAGAG